Messenger RNA from Polypterus senegalus (gray bichir), 6118 nucleotides. RefSeq names its product strawberry notch homolog 1 (Drosophila) (gene sbno1). The record is from RefSeq and is a predicted model, not a curated record. Gene Ontology annotation, cellular component: nucleus. The coding region runs from base 760 to 5028 and encodes 1422 amino acids. Gene Ontology annotation, molecular function: chromatin DNA binding; histone binding. Gene Ontology annotation, biological process: regulation of DNA-templated transcription. Lineage: Eukaryota; Metazoa; Chordata; Cladistia; Polypteriformes; Polypteridae. The transcript is spliced from 33 exons.
GCAGGUGACGUCGUAGCCACGUGACAGAUGGCUUACUUCGCGGCUUUCGGCGAACGUAUUUUAAAAAUUAAAGAAAUGUUUUCCACCGCAACUUUCUUUUCCCGCCGAGUCAAUUGGAGCAAAACAUUCGGUUGUCGACGAAGGUUGCCUGAAGAGCGGAAAAGCAGCCGGCUGUUGGUUUCUCGAACCGUUUGCUGUAGGGGGCGUGCGUCACGUGACCCACACGCGGCGGCGGCCGCUCGGUAAAGAUGGCGACAGCUGGCUAGAAAGGCAGAGCGCAGAGAUCGAGAGCCACCCCCCCACCCCGACAAUCGAGCAGCGCAGGGCUGGAGAUCGGAGGCCGGGAAGAGGAAAAGUGAGUCGGGCAAGGUGAAACCCGAGAGCGAGGGGGAAGAAAAACACACAUUUAACCGCAGGAGAGUCCCGGCCGUUGAGGAAAUAGGUAAUAAUAAGGCCUGCGUGACGAGAAGCGCACACUAAGUCGCCUUUUUUGUUUGACUGCUGUUACGGUGACUGAGCAGAACAGGGCGAAGGUGUGAGGCUUUAGCAGAGCUCAUUCUGGAAACCGGGUUGAUGGAGGCGGUGUCGAAAUCAGUCGUGAACUUGAGCAGCACGGCUUAACAUUCGGGAUUGUCACCGACGUGCCGUCUGUUUGUACGGGAGGUUCGUGUUUUAAAUGCCUCCUUGAGGACUGCGUGUGCUCUGUGCUGUUACGGCGCUGUUAGAGUUCACAUCGCGGGGCUGCGUAUCGACCGGUAGAUGAUGGAUCCAGGUCAGGAUCUUUUACUUGCUGCUUUAAGUGAGAGUGGAAUAAGUCCAAAUGACCUGUUUGAUGUUGACCCCCUGGAUUCUGGGUUGGCUACCCCAAUUCCUUCUGUUGCUCUUCAGCAGUCUGUGCCAAUUAGUGCGUUAGAGCUUGGCUUGGGUACAGAGUCUGCAAUAGCAGUGAAGCCAGACACUUCUGUGACAAUUAAGCAGGAGCCAGGUCUUCCACUUACUUCAUCGAUCAACAUUCGGAAACCGCAGCCAUCAACCACAACAUUUGUCUUGAAUCAGUUAAAUCAGCUGCCAUCACUGGGAACAAUGGUUGUAACCAGACCGGCUGCUGGUAGCACUUCGAGGCCAAGUAUUACUAUGACAAAGAUUGUUCAUGGUACAGCACCAACUUGCCAGUCACCAGCCAGUCCAGGAAUGCAGAGCACACUGUCGGCACCUGGCAAAGAUCAGAUUCAACUGAAAGACCUUUUGAAAAAUAAUAGUCUCAAUGAGCUGAUGAAACUGAAGCCACCAUCCAAUAUUGCACAACCAGUGGCAACGGCUACCAAGAUUAUUGUACUUUCAACAAAGGUGAUAAAACAAGCUGAGCUUAAUAAUGGAGUAAAGAAGGAAAUCACAAACAAGGAAGUGGCACGAAUUUGGGUAAAUGACGAUCUCAAAGUACGGAGCUUCUCCCCCACUAGCCAUCAGAAUGCUUACAGCAUGUCAGCUGUACCAAAAAUACCUGGAAUAAAAGAGGAGGAGGAGCAAGAAGAAGACGAAGAGGAAGAACUUGGCCAUGCUGAAACUUAUGCUGAAUAUAUGCCAAUGAAAUUGAAAAUUGGCUUACGGCACCCUGAUCAGGUUGUUGAAACAAGCUCUCUUUCGAGCGUUUCCCCUCCCAAUGUGUGGUACCGACUCUCCAUUCCUGAGGAGACUAUAGAUCGGGGUUGGCUGUCAGCGCUGCAGCUUGAAGCAAUUACGUAUGCUGCUCAGCAACAUGAAACAUUCCUUCCAAAUGGGGACAGAGCUGCCUACCUAAUAGGAGAUGGAGCUGGUGUGGGCAAAGGGCGGACCAUUGCUGGCAUUAUCUAUGAAAAUUAUCUUUUAGGAAGGAAAAGAUCCCUAUGGUUCAGUGUAUCUAAUGAUUUGAAAUAUGAUGCAGAAAGAGAUUUAAGAGACAUUGGAGCAAAAAACAUUCAGGUCCAUUCCUUAAAUAAAUUCAAAUAUGGAAAAAUUUCUUCAAAGCACAAUGGUAGUGUAAAGAAGGGUGUUAUAUUUGCAACAUAUUCUUCCUUAAUUGGUGAGAGUCAGUCAGGUGGAAAAUACAAGACAAGAUUUAAGCAGCUUCUGCACUGGUGUGGAGAUGAUUUUGAUGGUGUUAUUAUUUUUGAUGAAUGCCACAAAGCUAAGAAUGUAUGUCCAAUAGGUUCUUCCAAGCCAACAAAAACUGGUUUAGCAGUUUUAGAACUACAAAACAAGCUUCCUAAAGCAAGAGUGGUUUAUGCUAGUGCUACAGGUGCUUCUGAGCCAAGAAACAUGGCAUAUAUGAAUCGACUUGGAAUCUGGGGUGAAGGAACUCCAUUUAAAGAGUUCAGCAAUUUUAUUCAAGCAGUCGAGAGAAGAGGUGUAGGGGCCAUGGAAAUUGUGGCUAUGGAUAUGAAGUUAAGAGGGAUGUACAUAGCAAGACAGCUAAGCUUUGCUGGUGUAACUUUCAAGAUUGAAGAGGUACCUCUGUCCCAAGACUACAUCAAGAUGUAUAAUAAAGCUGUUCGGUUGUGGGUGUCUGCUAGAGAGAAGUUUCAGUUGGCUGCCAAUCUCAUGGAUGCAGAACAGAGGAUGAAAAAGUCAAUGUGGGGACAGUUCUGGUCAGCCCAUCAGAGGUUCUUCAAGUAUCUCUGCAUAGCAUCCAAAGUGAGCAGGGUGGUUCAGCUGGCUCGUGAAGAAAUUAAAAACGGCAAGUGUGUGGUUAUUGGCCUCCAGUCCACUGGAGAAGCUCGAACACUGGAAGCACUGGAAGAGGGAGGUGGAGAACUGAAUGACUUUGUCUCCACUGCAAAAGGGGUCAUGCAGUCCCUUAUAGAAAAGCAUUUUCCAGCUCCUGACAGACAGAAGCUCUUCAGUUUGCUGGGAAUUGAUUUAUCUUCCAAGAAAACUCCUCCUCCCAGUGAUAAACCCUCCAAUGAAGCAACAGGCAAAAAACGCAAAGGUAUGGAUGUAAAAAAAGAGGCCAAGAAGCCGCGCAAAUCGGGGGGUCUUGGUGGCAGCAGUUCAGAGAACAGUGACAGUGACUCUGUUUCUGAAGAUGAAGUAGACAGUGACAAUGACAGUUUCAAGUCUGUCAGUUCUGGAGAAGAUGAUGAGGAUGAUUUCAAUCCAUUUAGGGAUGAAUCUAGUGAAGAUGAAGAGGAUGACCCUUGGCUGAUUCGAAAAGAACAUAAGAAAAACAAAGAGAAAAAGAGCAAGAAGAAAAAAAGUGUAGAUCCUGACUCCAUUCAAAGUGCCUUGUUAGCUUCUGGUCUUGGAUCAAAACGACCGUCCUUUUCAUCUCAAGCUGUUAAGUCCACUUCUAGCGUCGCACCUUCAACUGUUAAGAAAGAAAGCGACACUAGCAGCUGUGUGACGAGUCAGGAUGCAGUGGAGGCAGCUCAACAGAUGAAACGAGAGCUGCUUGAAGAGCUGGAAAAGCUGUCUGGAGACUUGCCCCCAAAUACUCUGGAUGAACUGAUUGAUGAUCUUGGUGGCCCUGAUAAUGUGGCUGAGAUGACUGGACGCAAAGGCAGAGUUGUAAGCAAUGAUGAUGGAAGCAUCUCCUAUGAAUCUCGGUCUGAACUGGAUGUACCUGUUGAAAUUUUGAACAUUACAGAAAAGCAGAGGUUCAUGGAUGGAGAGAAGAACAUUGCCAUAAUCUCUGAAGCAGCAAGUUCUGGCAUUUCUCUGCAUGCAGACAGAAGAGUCCAAAACCAGCGGAGGCGAGUGCACAUGACUUUGGAACUGCCGUGGAGUGCUGAUCGAGCUAUUCAGCAGUUUGGAAGGACACACAGAUCCAACCAGGUGACAGCCCCAGAGUAUGUGUUCCUUAUAUCUGAGCUGGCUGGUGAGCAAAGAUUUGCUUCUAUUGUAGCGAAAAGGCUGGAAAGUCUGGGUGCUCUCACACAUGGAGAUAGAAGAGCUACUGAAUCUAGAGAUCUAAGCAGAUUCAACUUUGAUAAUAAGUAUGGUAGAAAUGCUUUGGAAAUCGUCAUGAAGUCUAUUGUAAAUUUCGAUUCUCCUAUUGUGUCUCCUCCUGCAAGUUUUGAAGGGGAUUUCUUCAAAGAAAUUCGGCAGGGAUUAAUAGGUGUUGGCUUGAUAAAUGUGGAAGAUCGUUCUGGAAUCCUCAGCUUGGAUAAAGAUUAUAACCACAUUGGCCGAUUCUUAAAUCGAAUUUUGGGCAUGGAGGUGCAACAGCAGAAUGCACUAUUUCAGUACUUCUCAGAUACUUUAAAUGCAGUUAUUCAAAAUGCAAAAAAGAAUGGAAGAUACGACAUGGGCAUUUUAGAUCUCGGAUCAGGAGAUGAAAAGGUUAAAAAGUCAGAUGUCAAAAAAUUUCUCACUCCUGGAUAUUCUACAUCAGGUCAUGUGGAGCUCUAUACAGUAAGUGUAGAAAGAGGCAUGUCUUGGGAAGAUGCCAUGAAAGUAUGGGCUGAACAAUCUGGAACGGAUGAUGGCUUUUAUUUGCAGAUAAGAAAUAAUAAAAAGACAGCAAUCAUUGUUAAAGAAGUUAACACCAAAAAGAGGCUGUUUCUGGUAUACAGGCCUAAUACGGGGAAACAGCUUAAAAUGGAGACCUAUGCAGAUAUUCGGAAAAAAUGCAAGAAGGUACUUUCUGAUGAUGCCAAACAGCAUUGGAUGGACCAGUACAUUUCUUCAGCAGACAUUUGCUCACAUGCUUACUGGCGAGGAAAUUGCAAAAAGGCAUCGAUUGGAUUACAAUGUGAAGUUGGCUUGCGCUGCAGAACCUACUUUGUUCUGUGCGGGUCUGUCCUGAGUGUGUGGACAAAAGUAGAGGGCGUGCUAGCAUCUGUGAGUGGGACAAAUGUCAAAAUGCAGAUUGUCCGCUUGAGAACAGAGGAUGGCCAAAGGAUUGUGGGUCUGAUCAUUCCUGCCAACUGUGUGUCGCCCCUCAUCAAUAUCCUCUCGUCGUCCGAUCAAUCGCAGCAGAUUGCAGUGCAACAACAGCAGAUGUGGCAGCAGCUCCAUCCGCAGAGCAUCAAUCAUUUCAGCAACACAUAGCGUCAGGCCGAGGCCAAGCGGGUGCUGCCAAAAGAGACUUCUGAAGUAAAAUGUAACAAAGCCGCUUGCUCUGUGAGCAUGUAUGUAUGGUGACAUUUUUUGGACAUUUUUCAGGGUUCUUUGCCAAAGAAUUCUGAGACAUUUGCUGGGUUUCUCAAUGCCUUGUGCUUCAGAACUGGAGGAGGCCGGCCGGCUGCGUGUGAGUGAGGAGAGCCGAGGCGGAUCAAGCGUCUCCGUACAUCUCUGCUCUCCGCAUCUGCUUGGCUGGGCUCAUGAGCUGCAGACUGAGGAUCCUCCUGCAAGUGAAUUGUUUGAACUUGAAUGGUCCCUUGUAUCCGUUACAGUGCUCAGGGGUUCCUGUUUAGAAGAAAUGCACUUUUUUUUUUUCCUUUUUUUUCAAGUCUGUAAGUUUUUGGGGAAAUAUUUUGACAGACGCGUGAUUAAUUUUUUAUGUGCUGAUGCGAGUAUGUUUCCAAAGCAUGUCAAGAGAAAUGUCAUAAUGUGCUUUUAACUCUCCCCUCCGGUCCACCCCACAUUCGUGUUUUGUUUUUUUUUUUUCCUUUCACUCUCACACCAUGAAACUCCCCCUCUAUAAAUUAUUAGUCGGAAUUCAAAGCUGGAUCAUUUCUCAGAAGCAUGCUGAUUUGGUUUUUUAGUAAUGUCGGAACAGAUUGCUUUGAGGGGGAAUGGACAAACGAGGCCUGAUAACUGGAACGGCUGAGUUUACGAGAGACCACCGAGAAAUGAACAAACCCGGGUGGCCACUUUCACGCCAACGGUGUCUGAACCUUUUCCCAUUUCACUGGUGUCUCGAUGAAAUCCUUUCUCAUCGGAAGCUGGUAUGAGCAUUUUGCUGUACAAAUGUGUAUAUUUACAUAACUGUAUCCUAAUACGGACAUUUUGUUUUGCUUAUAAGUGAGACACUUAUAAGAGAAGUGAAGGACAAUGUUUGUCAUUUCAUGCUUGCACGAGUUGCACUACUGAAACAGAUUUCAUUGUACAUUAAAAUUGUAAACUGUUAAAAACACUUUGCAAGACUUUGAAUUCUUGCAAAUGACCAAUUAAAAAAUGGUACCAAAUGUUUCUAUAA